This is a messenger RNA of Magallana angulata, 1358 nucleotides long. RefSeq lists its product as uncharacterized. The transcript has 3 exons. The record is from RefSeq and is a predicted model, not a curated record. NCBI's taxonomy places the organism in Eukaryota, Metazoa, Mollusca, Bivalvia, Ostreida, Ostreidae. The coding region runs from base 861 to 1358 and encodes 165 amino acids.
UAUUAAAAGAAAAAUAAGUAAUGUCAGGUGCCUGUGGUUAAAGAAUGGUGUAUUUUCGAUAUUGUAUUCUUUUAAGUAUUUUUUAAAUAUGAACUUAAAGCUAAUUUUUAAUGUUAAUCCUGCUGUAUUCUAUAAUUUCUAUUUCCCAUUUCCCGAUUACAGUCUUCGGCCUAUCAUUUUCUCUCUUGCAUUAUGAACUUUUCUUUUAAUAUUAUUUCAUUGGUUGAAAUGCUGUAAGAAAAAGGUAACGGAGGCUUGUCGAAAAAUCUCGAAAUUUACGGAGAAGGCCGAGCUACAACCAUAGUAGGGCUAAUACCUGCAAAAAGCUUAUUUAGAAAUACAAAUCCAAGGAAUUUUCAAGAAUAAAACGGUAUAAUAUACUGUGUGAUAGGAAAAAAUAGUUUACAGUGAUUAAAAGAUUGUUGCUAAAGACGGUAAGCUUUUUUAGAAAUAUCUACGUGUACCAUUUUUAUAUACUUGAAGCGACUCGUAGACUUCCAAUAACUGAUAACGAGAAAAAACAUUGACCUCAUGCAAUUUAUAUUGAAAAACUCAUUCUGUGAUAAUAAAAAUUUAAGCGAAGACAAUACAAGUUGUAAUAAAGUAUUCCUGCUAAUUUCGUGUAGAAUAAAUGAGUAUUUUUCAAGAAAUCAACAAAAACCCGACUAUCAGUUUCGAAAAUCCCGGCCCGGCCCGGGUUUCGCUCCCAUUUUAGUCACACUCAAUUUUUUGGCGGGAAUGAAGAAUUUUAGCGGGAAAAAAUCUCGGACUUCUUUGUAUACUUGAAUAAAAAAGCCCGAAAACUUCGAAAUAGCAUAACGUCAUCUCCACGCGAGUAAACAGUGAGCCAAGAAGCUAAGAUGACAUCUUCAGAGAAAAAAAGAAAGAUGGAUGAAAAUCCGCCACCAUCAGACCCUGAAACCAUGGUGACUGGAUUUAUCCACUGCGUGUCCCCAGUAAAACUUUCGGCAAACGGGAGCAGAUAUUUUAAUAUGACAAUACAACGAAAGGAUGAAUACACCAAUGCCGUCUCCUUCAGUGCCUCCGCACAUCAACAAAUGCUAGAAAUGUCAAAAAACAAAACACCAGUGACACUUCACAAUGUACAAAUGUCACCCAGUCUGAAAUCAAGUGGAAAAUUUGAUGUCAAAUAUAACCACCGCUCAAAUAUGACCCCUGCAAGAAACUUGGACUUCGAGUUCCAGUUGCCAGAGCAUACUAAAUAUAGAACCAUAAAAGAAGUAGAGGAAAACCUCAAUGCUUUCCAGAAGACUUGUGUCAAAGUAAAGGUUUUUGAAAAAGGAGAAGCAGAUGCCCAAGUUCUCAAGUCAGGAACAGAAUUGAACAAGUGUAAAUAA